AUAUAUACAUAUGCGAAAUUAUAGCAUGUAACUAGGUGUUAGUGAGAUCGGGGUUAUGGCUCAGGUUAGUGUAAGAUUAUAUGGUCAGUUCAAUAAAAGCACUCAUGGUUGAAUCACGUAAUAUUGGCGACGAGGAUAAAAAAGGUCACAGCAGAGAAUCUGCAAGUAAAAAGAUGAGUCAAAUAGGAAACAUAGAGCCCUACGUAAUGGGAGAAAGUUUCAAAGAGUAUAUUCAUCGGCUGGAGAUGUAUUUCACCGUCAAUGAUAUUGCGGUAGAAAAAAAAGUGCCAGUGUUGAUCACAAUGGCUGGUGCGUCGUUGUAUUCGGUAGCAAUAAAGUUGUGUGCACCGGAUGAUCCACGAGAUAAAACGUAUGCAGAUUUAGUGAAGGUGUUGGAGAAGCAUUUCAAGCCCAACGUGAACGUUGUGUCCGAGCGUUAUCUACUCAGAAAGUGUAAGCAGACAGCGGAACAGUCGAUUGCUGAUUACAUCAUUGAGCUGAAGGCAGCGGCACAGACGUGUGAUUUCGGCAGUUUCUUAUCAGACGCUCUAAGAGAUCAAUUUGUGGCUGGCGUGUACGAUCUGGAGCUUCGCAAACGGCUGCUGAAGAAGGAAGAUUUAAAAUUCGUGCGAGCAUGUGAAAUCGCUCGAUCUUGGGAAGCAGCGCAGGAACAGAACGAGGCAAUGACCGACAGAGAGAGAAACGUGUUGGCGGCCAUGCAGAAAGCAGCAAAGCAGCAACCGGUGAACCAGCAGCGAGGGCAACAGGUGAUGUGUCGGCGGUGCGGCAAAGGUCAUGACCCGUUAAACUGUCCUGCGCGAACCUGGAAGUGUUAUGUGUGUGGGAAGCAAGGGCACGUAGCGAAAGUGUGUCGUGGUCGAUCGUAUCAGAGAGGCGUACGAAAAGUAGAAGGAACUAAUACAAGUGUACCGCAAAUGAUCACGUUAGUGUGCGAUGGAAAAAAAAUAGUUUUUGAAAUAGAUUGUGGUGCGUGUGCGAGUGUGAUCUCGCAAAAGACAUAUACGGAUGUAUUUAGCCAAGUAGAGGUGAAGACGACCACCAUGUCCUUUAUAUCGGCGUCGGGUCAAUCGUUAAAACCCAUCGGUAAAAUUGAAGUGAAGGUUAGGAUGCCGAAGGCGGAAAAAGAAGAAAAGUUAGAGUUGGUGAUUAUACCUACGGAAAGGGAAGUAAGUCCUUUAUUAGGACGAGAUGGGUUGGAUUUAUUAUUUCCAAACUGGAGAAAAGUGUUUGAGAUAAAAGCUAUAGAAACGGAUCUAGUUAUGGAAAUAGCAAAGAAAUUUCCGAAAGUUAUAAAAUCAGGAGAGAACGAAACAAUUGAAGGUUUUAAGGCGGAUUUAGUAUUAAAGGCAGGUUGUGGUCCUGUAUUUCAUAAAGCGUACCCAGUGCCAUACUCAAUGCAGACGAAAGUAGAAGAAGCUUUAGACAAGCUUGUAGCAGAAGGUGUUUUACGGCCAACACGAUUUUCAAAAUGGGCAAGUCCAAUUGUAAUAGUUAAGAAGCAAGAUGGAAGUAUACGUUUGUGUUUGGACGGUAAAGUGGUAUUGAAUAGGCAAUUAUCAGUGGAACAUUACCCGUUACCGAAAGUGGAAGAUAUUUUUGCUAAAAUAGCAGCAUGGAAGGUAUUUUGCAAGAUAGAUUUGUCGGGUGCGUACUUGCAAGUGUUAUUAUCGGAAACGUCUCGUGAAAUAUGUACGGUAAAUACGCAUAAGGGAUUAUUUCAAUAUACUCGUAUGCCUUUUGGCAUACAUUCAGCACCGGCAAUAUUUCAAUCGUUGAUAGAUCAAGUAUUGCAAGAUACAGAAGGAAUCGCGUAUAUCGAUGAUAUUUUGGUAGGAGGUACCGAUGUGCAGCAAUGUAAAGAGCGUUUAUACAAAAUCUUGUGGAAAUUGAAUACGCAUAAUGUAAAAAUCAAUGUGGCCAAAUCAGUCUUGUUCAAAAGCAGUAUUGAGUAUUUAGGAUAUAUAAUAUCAGACAAGGGUAUUCACCCUAACGAGUCUAAAGUGAGAGCGAUUGUUAACGCACCCGUUCCAAAGAAUGUAACGCAACUGCAAGCUUAUUUAGGGUUAGUGAACUAUUAUCAUCGCUUCAUACCCAAUUUAGCAAAUUUAUUACAUCCUUUGUAUAACCUUUUGAGGAAACAAACUAAGUUCGAAUGGACGGAGCAGUGUCAAAUAGCGUUCGAUAAGUCGAAAAAUCAGUUAGUAGAUCAUCAAGUGUUAAUACCUUAUGAUGAGAGCAAACCGUUGGUAUUGCAAGUGGAUGCCAGUCCUUAUGGUGUAGGAGCAAUUUUAUCCCAUAUAAUCCAUGGUGAGGAAAAACCAAUAGGGUUUGCAUCAUCCACGUUAACUGCAGCGCAAAUGAAUUAUGCACAAGUGCAUAGGGAGGCAUUAGCGGUAAUAUUCGGCAUAAAAAAAUUUCACAAAUAUGUGUAUGGAAGGGCAUUUAAACUAAUUACGGAUAACAGUGGCGUCAAGGAAAUAUUCAAUCCGUCGAAAGGAACUUCUGCAAUUACAGCAGCAAGGUUGCAACGUUGGUCCUUAUUUUUAGCGAAUUAUAAUUAUUCGAUUGAACAUAAGGCAGGGAAGUUAAUGUCAAAUGUAGAUGCCAUGUCCAGAUUACCGUUGCCUGAAGAAAAUGAACUAGAAAAUGUGAAUUUGGGAGUAAAUGUGCUAAAAGAAAAUUCACAAAUUGAAAUCGAGGUGAUAAAAAAACACCAAUUACAAGAUGGUGAAAUCAGGAAUGUUUAUAAUUUGGUGAAAUAUGGAUGGAAAAAUAAUUUAGAGCCAGGGUUGAAAGUUUAUAACAAAGUGAAAAAUCGUUUAGGAAUAGAAAACGGAAUAUUAUUUUUCGAUGAUAGAAUAGUGAUUCCAAAAAUGUUAAGAAAUGAUAUACUCAACAAAUUUCACGCAAAUCACGAUGGUAUCGUAAAGAUGAAAAUUAGUGCGAGGAAGUUUGUUUGGUGGUUGGGAAUGGAUAAGCAUAUUUCGGAUUUUGUAACAGAAUGUUCGAUUUGUCAAGCUUGUCAACCAGUUAGCAAAGAGAUAGUAGAAACAAAAUGGCCUUCAUGUGGAAUUCCGUUUGAAAGGAUUCAUAUAGAUUUAUUUUAUUUUGAAUCUAGAACAUUAUUAAUAAUAGUAGAUGCGUAUUCGAAGUUUAUAGAUGUGCGUUUGUUAAAUAUGGCCAAAGCUAACGACAUCAUAGAGCAGAUAGAAUCUUUUUUUGGUUAUUUUGGGAUUGCUCAGGAAGUGGUUACUGAUAACGGUCCGCCGUUCAAUUCUGAAUCAUUUGUGAAUUUUUUGAGAGAGUAUGGUGUAAAAGUAACUAAAUCACCACCGUAUCACCCUCAAUCAAAUGGGUUAGCAGAAAGAGGAGUAAGGACAGUAAAAGAAGUAUUAAAAAAGUUUUUGUUAGAUUCUAAAUAUAAAUUUUUGCCUUUGAGCCGCAAAAUAAGCAAAUUUCUGUUGCACUAUAGGAAUACGCCCACUACGGUUACUAAAGAAACGCCGUCACAGAGAAUUUUUGCUUACAUUCCAGUAACUGUUUUAAAUAAAUUAAAUGCAAAGCAAGUAGAAAAAAAUAAGGAUAACGAAGAUAAUUGUAAAGCGGUCCGUAUUCAUAACAUAAGAAAGGAAAAUAAGUAUAUCGAUUUUAAAAGCGGAGAAAAGGUAGUGUAUAGAAACCAUUUUAAGGAUUUAGUGCGAUGGAUUCCAGCCACUAUUAUAAAGAAAGUUAGUUAUACUACUUACACUGCUAAUAUAAAUGGAAAUAUCAGAUUAGUACACAAAAACCAAUUAAGGAAGCUGAAACGCAAGUUGAAUUAUAGUUAUAUUACUGAAAAGAAUUGGUCUCAAAAUGAUACAUUGUUGAAUACAGAGAAUAAUUAUAAACGCAAACGUAGCGAAUCACAAUCUCCACCCAUUAGGAGAUCAGAUAGAUUGAAAGGUCAACCGCGAUUGAAAUAUUGUAAAUAG
Anopheles merus is the source of this 3992-nucleotide messenger RNA. RefSeq lists its product as uncharacterized. The record is from RefSeq and is a predicted model, not a curated record. Gene Ontology annotation, biological process: DNA integration. Gene Ontology annotation, molecular function: zinc ion binding; nucleic acid binding. Bases 81 to 3992 code for a protein of 1303 amino acids. The transcript has a single exon. NCBI's taxonomy places the organism in Eukaryota, Metazoa, Arthropoda, Insecta, Diptera, Culicidae.